Molecule: messenger RNA, 3168 nt
Organism: Cetraspora pellucida
Lineage: Eukaryota; Fungi; Glomeromycota; Glomeromycetes; Diversisporales; Gigasporaceae
Source: the annotation of a GenBank genome assembly
AUGGCUAAUCAAGCACAGCCCGCCCUAUUAAUAAAUUUGGCAAAUCAAAUUGUUCAACUGAUACAACAAUUGCAAGCAGCGCCUGCCCCCCAGGUUAAUGUUGCCCCUAUUCAGCCUGAGUUAAAGCAAGUAGAGUAUCCCGAGUUUGCAGGAGAAGAUCAAGAUCCUAUUUCCUGGAUGGAGGAAGUCGAGAUUGCCUUUGAAGCUAACCAAGUACAAUAUGGACGAAAAAUCCCUAUUAUUGUACCAUACUUGAAAGGGCCGGCAGCUACAUGGUGGAUGAUUCAUUGUAACCAAGCUCCCGUAAUUGACCGAUGGGAUGAUAAUACACAACCCCAAAAUAGUUUCAAGCUGACUUUUAUUCAUCAGUUUCGUACACCUGCCUUAGAGAGUAAAUGGUUCUCAGACUUGACCCAGAGAAAGCAAAGAUAUGACGAAUCAGUUGACUCCUAUUACAUCUCCAUUGAGCAAUUAAUACGAAGAGUAGAGGCAGAAGAGUUACAAUACCCAGAUACUGCCAAAGCUCAAAUGUUCAUGAAUGGUUUACAGCCCGAAUUAUUUGCAGCAGUGUUCCCUUUUCUUUUCAAUACACUUCAGGCAGCUUUUGAGAGAGCAAAAGCCUUUGAAAGUGCCCUUCGUAAGAUGUCUAACCUACCUGUCCUUCCUAUGUAUCCUCAACAGGGUAAUGGGUACCCCCAUUCUACGUAUUCGCAAACCUCACCGGUCUCACUGGCUUUGACUUCUAGGCCAGGAUCUAAGGCUGUGAUUGAAAAACUAGUGGAAGCUGUGAACAAAAUGACUAUGCAACUGCAGGAUAGGAAAAGACCCUCCUGGGAGUAUUCUAAAGAUUACCUAGCUAAGGUUGUUUGUUAUAAAUGUGGUAAACCAGGACAUAUUAGUCGAAUGUGUCAAGAAAACUCAAGUACCACCAAACACCUCGAUGGGGGUUCUGAUACCAGUGUAACAGUCAAUAAAGAGGUUCUCCAGGCUCUUCUUUCUUUAACGGACAGUAAGAAGCAAGAGGAACCAUGUAACUUAACGACCUUCCUAAAUUUGCGAGAAGAAGGCUGGCCACUGUUUAUGCCCGUGGAAAGAUGUAAGCGAAAAAAACCUUUUGUGAACACGCCCUUUAAGAAACCCCAAAAGGAUUCUGCUGAACUCAAUGAGGCUGAAAUGAAUGAAGACCCGAUUCAGGAGGAGGUGUCGAUGGACAAAGCCCCAUUAGAGGAAUUGCUAGAAGAAGAAAAUGAACUACCCCAAAUUGCAGCUCUUGUGCCCCCUUAUAAUAUUGUAGCAGAUGCUAGAGACAAACCAGCCAAUAUUACUGUGAGCCAGCUUAUUCGCAUUGCCCCUUCAUUGCGGGCUGAAUUGAAUAGAAGUUUGAAACGGAAAAAGGUUAUGCCUAAAAGAAAGUUAAAAAACAAUAUUAAUAUUAUACCAGAAAUCAGGUCAAUGGCUCUAUAUUGUGAUGCCAAGGUAUUAGAUAAAGUUUUCCCUCUUAUUGUGGACAGUGGAUCUUCUGGAAGUGUCAUCUCCUCUCAUUUCUUGAGGGAGUUAGGUAUAAAAAUUGAAAGGCCCUCUACGGUUAAUAUGAUAAAUGUGCAUGAGGAAAGUAAACGAGUGUUAGGAGAAAUUACAUCUUUUUCUUUUGAAGUAGGAGGUGUUAAGAUUCUCGUUGAUGUCAUUGUAACUGAUGCUUUGUCUUAUCAAGCUAUAGUAGAAAUGUUGUUUAAAUGGGAGGACAAAGAAAUAGUCAUUCCUGUCGAGUUUUGUCAAGUCAACUGUGAACCUUUGGAAAGAAAUAGACCUACAAAGAUUAGAGAACUGUAUGAAGAAGACAAAGAUGAAAAUAUGUCAGUCGAGACCCUUACUGAUGAAGAAGAUAAGUUCGACAAUAAAGAUCUUGAGACUCAGAUUUAUGGUAUUUCAAAUUUUGAUGAUUUUUCUCAACCAAUUCCUCUACCCAAGAUACAGGACCUUGAGUUAUAUGAAGAGCCAUUGAUGAGUUGGGACUCAGAGGAUGAUGGCUGGUUUGGUGACGAGAACUCAUCUAUUUCUUCUUCUGGUACCGAAUUGGUAUCGCUUGACUCUGAUGGAGAAACUGAUAAUAGUAGUGUUGAAGUAAUAAGCAGCUCUCUUCCUCCACCUUUCUCUGAUAACGUGAGUGAUCAUUUUAGUCAAAAACCUUCUGAAACCCUCCCAGCUUUAGAAAGCCCUUGUUACGCCCUGGUAUUGUCAACCGAUGAGUUGAUAGCAAAAAGUUAUGAACCCAUUACUGAUCUACUCGACUUUUAUUAUGACGGAAAAAUGCAGAGGUUUUAUAUCAGCACUGUUGAGAAUUUUCCCAUUCCACGAACUUUACGACAGUUGCGUGGAUUUCUCGGAUUAGCAUCUUAUUAUCGAAAAUUCAUCCCUGGUUUUACCCGUAUCGCAGCUCCUUUGAACAAUUUAUUAAAAAAGGUAAUUUCUUAUAAAUGGACUUCACGGGAACAAGGAGCCUUCGAAUUACUAAAACUGAAAUUAACUCAGGCUCCUCUUUUGGCCUAUCCAAAUUUUGAUCAUCCUAUUAUCUUAUUCACUGAUGCUUUCGAUAUCGCAUUAGGUGCCAUAUUAUCUCAAGAAGAUAAUGAAGGUCGUGAACGAGUAAUUUCUUAUGCCAGUCGAGGACUUUCAACAGCCGAAAGAAAUUAUACAACAACAGAGAAGAAGUGUCUUGCAGCUGUUUGGGCUGUUGGGUACUUCAGACAAUAUCUACAUGACCAAGUCCCUCACAUUGUCAUGAAUUCUAACGCUUUACCAGAAAAUAUAAAAAAGACUCUUGCUCUUUUACAAAAGCAAUUAAGGACGGCUCAGACUCUGGGAAGUAUAGUUAUUAGUCAGCACCGUAUUGAAUAUGGAAUUGGAAUUGAAAAAGAUGAACUAGAUAUUUCUAUAAAACCCACACAUGGAAAGAGACAGCCCGAAAGGAAGUCUGCAAACAUUUUAGCUCUCGAAAGUAUCUCGAAGUCUGGAAGAUCACCUACCGAACUUAUCAACUUUAUAUUAUACGGGGAUUUUUCGACGUUACUUGAGGAAGCUAAAUCUAUAAGGGACUUAGAAAUUGAUACUUUGCUUAAUUCAGCCCAUGAAUUAUUGAAGGUCCAAAUACAGGAAGCGGAACAUUCCUAA